UUCCCACUGCUGGGAACAGUCAAACGAGGCUGAACCACAAAGUGAAAGUAUUUUCUUAGCUCGUGAGAUUUGCCACUUGGACUGGACUAUAGGGAGAUUGGAAUCAAAUUGAGAAAGGCCCUAACAUGGCAUUGGUCUUCAGCUUGUCCACUCUCGUGUUUCUCCUCAUCACUAGGAUGGAGACAUCCAAAAGUCUAAGUCAGGGCCCAAAGUUGAAGCAGGUCGUCCAGGUGGACUCUGGGAAGGAUGCAGUCCUAGAGUGCUCUGUGAACAUCAGUGAAAAAUCCCCUGGUAAUGUAAACAUAGAGAAGGUCGUGUGGUGGAGGCUGGACCAGAAUGGUUUUCACAAAGUUGAACCUGUGUUCAUAUGCAUAUUCAAUCAACAAUCCUCCAAUCCCAGGUUGCAGCUGAACCCAAAAUAUCAGCUUCCCAUGCCACCUGCCAAUGAGAGAGACAAAGUUGUGUCCCUGUUGGUCAAAGAAACCCAGCCUGAAGACGAGGGUCCGUAUGAGUGUGUGGUGAACACUGACAGUGGAAUCACAAAUUGUAACUUCAUGCUGAAUGUCACAGGUAACCUCACAGGUCAGCUCACAGUGUUCCAGUACGAGACCAGCACUGAAAAGGAGAUUCCAAAGAACAGUUACAUGAGUGUGGCUGCUGUAUUUGUGGUAGUAGGCUCUCUUGCCAUUGGACUGCUGCUUCUCAAGCUGUUUCAAGCCAGAAGACUCAGACAAGAGCCUCAGGAUACAGCAGUCCCAGCAGAGCACAAGCCCAGCACCAGGACAGGACCGUUUCCGUAGCGACAGAUGCAUUAUCAGGGGUGCCAUGGGCUGUCGGUGUCAUGACUGCUCUGUCUCUCACGUCACAUCGCUAACUGAAUGUGAAUGCUUUGUCUGGAGAAGGGAGCGCUCUGGCUCAACACUAUUCUGGUCCCCCUCUGCAGGAGAAAUGGAGUGCACGCAUUGUCCUGCUACCAAGCUAAUUGUUAGCAGUAUUGUCUGUAGUUGUUAAUCACACCAGACUAUUCUUUCAUAAUUGUUUUAUAUAUUGUAACUAAAACCUGAUAUGAAACAAAUGCACAUAUUUAGUGGACAUUGAUUCGACAGUGAAGACACUAUUGUGAUACAGUAGCAGUGUGUGAAAUUGAUCUUGACAGAACACAUUUACUUUGUGCAUCACAAUUUUAAUAAGUAAUUUAUUCAGAAGCCAAUAUUGUGUUUUAGUUCAUUUGAGAGUUGCUUUAGUUGACAAAUGCCAUGUUUUUUAUUGUUACAAAGUGGGAUUCAAUUUUUUUUUAAUUGUCAUUUUUUUUGUAAACAAUCUACAUAAAAUACUCAGUCAAAGUGGAAGAAAAAAUCUAACAUUGUUUUCAAAGAUGAAUUAAAAAUAACACAAAAAUACUGUAGCGACCCGAACAGCCGUGUUAUGUAUUAUGCUGUUGGUUUUGUUGUACUUACCAGUACGCAGUGUUCACGGGGUCCGACAUGCCAGUCAAUCUGCUAUCUGCCAACCACGGGAAUGCCUGGAAUGUUCUUGUGCCGGGCAUCCUGGUGGCUGGUGGAGCAUCGCAGGUUUAAGGCCAUGUUUAGCCAUUGUUCUCUCUCUUACUUCUGGUCUUCACAAGAGAUGGUCACGGUUGUUUAUAUGGAUAUCCUUCAUUUAUUUGGCGUGGGCUUUGGCCAAACAGUAGCCUGUGUGGAGUUGGGUUAAUAAACCGUGAAUUCGUCAACUCAA
Messenger RNA from Oncorhynchus masou masou (cherry salmon), 1734 nucleotides. RefSeq lists its product as uncharacterized. The coding region runs from base 126 to 800 and encodes 224 amino acids. The record is from RefSeq and is a predicted model, not a curated record. The transcript has 5 exons. Lineage: Eukaryota; Metazoa; Chordata; Actinopteri; Salmoniformes; Salmonidae.